Molecule: messenger RNA, 324 nt
Organism: Ostertagia ostertagi
Lineage: Eukaryota; Metazoa; Nematoda; Chromadorea; Rhabditida; Trichostrongylidae
Source: the annotation of a GenBank genome assembly
AUGCUGGCUACCGAUACUGACCGCAGUACUGCCGAAAGUGCUUUGAACGACUAUGCGGACAAUCGUCGAGUAGUCUUUGAGUACAACAAGCAGAGAGCAGUGCUCUGGAUACGGCCUUAUACAACAUACGCCAAACUCGCUGAAGUACUUGGAGGGAUUUUCGGUAUUCCUGCCGAUCACAAGAUCACAUUUAUCUUUAGUGCUAAUGAGUCAGUCACGGGUGUAGCCGAUUCCGUUUCAUCGCAAAAAGAUGCGCAACUGGCAGCAGCUCGGCUGCCGUCGUCAGGAGUCGUUCUGCUCACCACCUCACCGCAGACAGCAUGA